Messenger RNA from Amborella trichopoda, 1724 nucleotides. RefSeq names its product NAD+ transporter 1 (gene NDT1). NCBI's taxonomy places the organism in Eukaryota, Viridiplantae, Streptophyta, Magnoliopsida, Amborellales, Amborellaceae. The record is from RefSeq and is a predicted model, not a curated record. Gene Ontology annotation, biological process: transmembrane transport; nucleotide transport.
GGUGAUCUUUUCGGAGGACUCUAUCGCCUUUUUGGUCUUCUUCUUUUACGACUAUUCUAUUUAUAAACGACCUUUUACUCCCCACAUCAUCGGUCUCUGCAACCACGAUCGAGGUUUCAUGGCAAAGCCUUGAUUCCUACCCUAAAGUUAGGGUUUUUUCUUUGUAUUCGUAGUUUUGAUCCAUAGAUUGCUCUUUUUUUCUGGUGUUUCUUUCACGAAUUUGUGACGGGGAUUCGCCUGAGGAAAUUUACACAGUUAGGGCUUGGCCAUGCAACUCUGGAUCGAGAAAGGCUCUCUCAAUAGAGAGGAGUUGUUUGGUUUUGUGUGUAAUUGUGCUCUGAUCUUUGGUUUGAGGUCUCGGACUUUGCAGAAUGGUUCUGGAUUCUCAGCGCCCUAGCACCAGGGGCAUUCUCUGUAAUGCUGGAGCUGGAGCAGCUGCAGGAGUUAUUGCUGCGACAUUUGUUUGCCCCUUGGAUGUAAUCAAAACAAGAUUUCAAGUCCAUGGAUUGCCUGAGCUAAAUGGUAGGCGUAAAGGUAGCCUUAUUCUUGGGAGUUUGGAACAAAUAGCGAGAAAGGAGGGUGUACGUGGAAUGUAUCGUGGCCUUGCACCAACAGUGUUGGCACUACUUCCAAAUUGGGCAGUUUACUUUACUAUGUAUGAGCAAUUCAAAAGCUUGCUUCAUUCACCUGAUGACAAUAAUCAACUCUCAAUUGGUGCCAAUAUGAUAGCCGCAUCUGCUGCAGGGGCUGCAACAACGAUUGUUACCAAUCCCCUAUGGGUUGUUAAGACCAGAUUUCAAACUCAAGGAAUGAGGGCGGGAGUGAUGCCAUAUCGAAGUACUUUAUCUGCUUUGCGGAGAAUAGCCCAUGAAGAAGGUAUUCGUGGAUUAUAUAGUGGCCUCCUUCCAGCAUUGGCUGGUAUAAGCCAUGUUGCCAUUCAGUUCCCAACAUAUGAGAAGAUCAAAGAUUACUUGGCAAGAGAAGGUAACACCACCCCAGAUGCUCUCAGUGCAGCCGAUGUUGCCCUUGCUUCCUCGGUCUCAAAAAUAGCUGCAUCAACAUUGACCUAUCCUCAUGAGGUUGUGCGAUCAAGGCUUCAGGAGCAGGGGCAUGCAUGCAACUCCGAGAAACGUUACAAUGGUGUUGUAGACUGUGUAAGAAAGGUGUUCAUGAAAGAUGGCAUUUCAGGAUUCUAUCGAGGCUGUGCAACCAACCUCCUCAGAACAACUCCAGCUGCUGUAAUUACAUUCACGAGCUUUGAGAUGAUUCAUAGAUUCUUAAACGACCUUUUCCCUCCUAAAAGGCGACACCAAACAUUGUAAACUGAGCCUAAGAAUUGGGCUUUGGAUCCUUUGAUUCUCCUUUUUUUUGGAGAGUUAAGGUGAUGUUAUAUUAUUGAGUGGAAAAGUGUUAAAAGAGGCUGAAUUCAUUUGAUGUUAUGGUUGGUGGAGUGCAUGUAGAGAAUUGGUUGGAGAGAAUCUCUUCUACAAAUUCCUCAUUGUUUUGAAGGACCAUGUGGAAUGAAAUGGAAGAAUAUUAAUGGUAUAGAUUUUUAUUUUUUAUUUUUACUUGAAGGUUAAUGGUACAUAUUGUUUCCUUUUUUCCUUAAUAAUUGGUGGUUGGUACAGAGUUUUUUCCUUUUUUCCUUAGUAAUUGGUGGUUGCUAGUAUUUUUGUUGCUGAAGCUUUUGAGUAGUGAGGAAAUAAAAUGAUUAUGUGAUUGAA